GUAUGUAUACAACCUUUCGUACACGUCUCACUGUCAAGCACUGAAUGCUGACGCAAGAUCGGCAGUCUCUGUUCCAUAAUUCCUUUAAGUAACAAUUGAGUUAGUCCACAACUACUGAGGACGAUGCCAACCAUUGGUGUGAAACGAGAUCUCCUCUUUGAGGCGCUUGGCAAAAAGUAUAGCGAUGACGAAUUUCAGCAUUUAUGCUUCGAGUUUGGGCUGGAACUUGAUGAAGUCACCACAGAAAAGCAGAUGAUAUCAAAAGAACAAGGUGAAGAUGCCAAGCAAGCCGAGGGAGCAUCUGAGGAUGUCAUCUACAGGAUUGACAUACCUGCUAAUAGAUAUGAUUUACUUUGUCUGGAGGGACUCACAUUAGGAUUACUAGUGUUUCUUAAAAAGAUGGAAUUCCCAAUGUACAAAACAGUGCAGUGCAGUGCUUCAGAUAACAUGAAACUUGUCAUCAAGCCAGACACUGGAAAAAUUCGCCCAUUUGCAGUUGCGGCCAUUUUGCGUAAUUUGUUCUUUACUAAAGAUUCCUACAAUUCAUUCAUUGAUCUACAAGACAAGUUACAUCAAAAUAUAUGCCGCAAACGUUCGCUUGUCGCAAUCGGCACUCACGAUCUGGAUACUCUUGAAGGGCCUUUUGUUUAUGACGCUAAACCUCCUGGCGAGAUUAAAUUUAUUCCCCUCAAUCAGACCAAAGAGUUUACCGCUGCAGAACUUAUGGAUUUCUACUCAACACAUGCACAAUUGAAGCAGUACUUGCCAAUUAUCAAGGAUAGUCCGGUAUAUCCUGUCAUUACUGACGUCAAUGGUGUGGUAUUAUCAUUACCACCAAUCAUCAACGGCGACCACUCCAAGAUCACAUUGAAUACGAAGAAUGUGUUCAUUGAGUGCACUGCAACUGAUUUAACUAAAGCGAAAAUCGUGUUGGAUACACUCGUCUGCAUGUUUAGUAAAUAUUGCAAGGAUCCAUAUACUGUUGAACGUGUGCGCGUCGAGUAUCCAGAUGGAAAAUAUGAAGAUUGUCCUGAGUUGGACUAUAGGAAGGAGAUUGUACAGUGUGACAAGGUUAACAAGUGCAUUGGGAUUAGUAAAACUGGUGAAGAGAUUGCGACGCUGCUGUCAAAGAUGUGUCUUGAAUCCGAGCUUCUGGAGUCUGGCGCGGUGAGAGUGACGGUUCCUCCCACGCGGCACGAUGUUAUUCACGCUUGUGAUAUCUAUGAAGAUGUGGCGAUUGCGCAUGGAUACAAUAACAUCGAAAGGACCCUGCCGAAAACUUCAACGAUUGGUCAGCAACUACCGAUAAAUAAAUUAACUGACCUCUUGCGUUUUCCGAUUGCACAGGCCGGAUUCACUGAAGCGCUUACUUUUUCACUGUGCUCACGAGACGAUAUUGCUUCGAAGUUGGGUUAUGACAUCGAGCAUGUGCCUGCUGUGCACAUUUCCAACCCGAAAACACUCGAAUUUCAAGUGUGUAGAACCACUCUUUUGCCGGGGCUGUUGAAAACCAUUGCUGCCAACAAGAAAAUGCCGUUGCCAGUGAAAGUUUUCGAAAUUUCUGAUGUUGUUAUUCGUGAUGAAGGGGUUGAGGUGGGUGCUCGAAAUGAAAGGCGCAUUUGUGCAGUCAAUUGUAACAAAACCGCUGGUUUCGAGGUGGUUCAUGGUUUACUUGAUCAUGUUAUGAUGUUAUUGGAAGUGCCUUGGGAUGCCGAGCUAGGGUAUCAGCUGCGUCCUAUUGAAGAUGCAUCAUAUUUUCCACGUCGGUGUGCCGAGAUUGUUAUGCGCGGCAGUGUAAUCGGUAAAAUCGGUGUAUUGCAUCCGGAGGUUUUAAGCAAAUUUGAGUUGAAUAAUCCUUGUGCAGCUGUUGAAAUUAACAUUGAGCCGUUCUUGUAAGCACUGAAAUAAAGAUGAUAAUAAUUGAAA
Messenger RNA from Dalotia coriaria, 1926 nucleotides. RefSeq names its product phenylalanine--tRNA ligase beta subunit (gene beta-PheRS). Gene Ontology annotation, molecular function: RNA binding; magnesium ion binding; ATP binding. Gene Ontology annotation, cellular component: phenylalanine-tRNA ligase complex; cytoplasm. The record is from RefSeq and is a predicted model, not a curated record. Bases 124 to 1896 code for a protein of 590 amino acids. Gene Ontology annotation, biological process: phenylalanyl-tRNA aminoacylation. NCBI's taxonomy places the organism in Eukaryota, Metazoa, Arthropoda, Insecta, Coleoptera, Staphylinidae. The transcript has 8 exons.